AUGUCAGUCGCUGCAUUGUAUGCAAGGGACGACUGUUUCAGAAAGGCCUUCAAGCGAAAGAGGGCCUCUGAGGAGGGGGCAAGCGACUCCAAGCAGAAGGAGAUAAAAAGUCAGCAAGCUGGAGGGGAAGGCAAGGCCAAGAAGGAAGCGUUAGUGACUGAGAACACAAACCCAGGCCUAAUGUGUCCUGCUAGAGUAGCAUGCAAGGUAGAGGAGGUCCAAUCAGUUGACCCAGAUGUGGCGCGACAAACCAGGACACCAAGUCUUGGGCUCAAACUCCCAUCAAAACUGAACCAGAUGAGAGGGCGGAACGAGCGAGGGGAGCGAGAAGGAAACAGUGGGGGUCAAGAAGGGGCUUGA
Klebsormidium nitens is the source of this 360-nucleotide messenger RNA. The record is from the annotation of a GenBank genome assembly. Lineage: Eukaryota; Viridiplantae; Streptophyta; Klebsormidiophyceae; Klebsormidiales; Klebsormidiaceae.